CUCGGUUCAAGCAUACUCGAUUAUAUGAAGUUAGAGUAAUUUGAUAAGCCUGCUAUAUUUCCUAUCAAAAAAUGUGUAUUGAUUAAUUACUUUUCGGAAUUAUUGUUUUACCUUAUCGUUUGAUACGGUUUGAUUUUGAGGCAAAUACUCAAACGUUUCAUAAGUUACUGUUGCUCCCUAGAAUGAAGAAAGAAAAGAAAGACUUGCUGUGUGGAAUACUUGUGGUCGUAGGUGCAUUUUGUCUUCACUUCAGUUGUGGACAUUUUUAUACUGUGUCAAACAUGGCAACAUACAUAAUGUCAUACAUAGCAGCAAGAGUUGACAAUAACAUCAGUGAUAGCUCAGCUGUAUGGUUAUCUGCACUUGGUCUUGGCUGUCAAGGUCUGGCUAUGCCAAUAGGUGGGUUUAUGGGAAGGAAAUUCGGACCUAAAUCAACAAUGAUUGCGACGUUGAUUCUCGGGAGUGGAAGCAUUCUGUUAACAUAUAUUGUUGUACAGAAAACGUUUAUUGGUGUAGUUUUUACUGUUGGGAUAAUGUUUGGACUUUCAAUGGGGAUCGGUUAUUCCGUCGCAAUAGCUUGUGCAGUCUCUUGGUUUCCUGGAAGAAGAGGAUUAAUUGUUGGUAUAAUUGUUGGAGGGUUUGGAUUGGGCUCCCUAAUUUUCACACCAAUUCAAACUGCAUAUAUCAACCCAUCUAACCUAAAGGUGGAUAGUCAGACAAGGCGUUUCACUGAUCCAGAGCUUCUUGAUAGAGUCCCAAAUGUUUUCUUGGUAAUGGGUUCAAUAUUAGCAGCAUUGCAGUUAGUGGCAUGCAUACUUGUCCGCAUGAAACCAAUCUCAAAAGAAGAACAUGAGGACGGAAAUGAAGAAGAAGAAGAAGAAGGAUUAGAACGUGCAAGAAUUCAAACUAGUCCAUCUACAGAUUCAAAAAAGAAGAAACUAGUAAAUGGUGAUUCAAAAUUAAAUCGUAACACUGUGGUGGAAGUAAACGUUAAAUCUGGAAAGCUAUUACGUCAUAUUGACUACUAUCUUUUAUUUUUUAUGAUGCUUCUUAACUGUUUUCCAAUAUCUGUUCUUACAAGUUCAUUAAAGAUCUUUGGACAAACGCAUAUAAGUGACGAUAGGUUUUUGUCAACUAUAACAGCUGUUACUUCUCUUUUCAACUGUGGUGGACGUGUAGUCUGGGGUGCUGUCGUGGAUCGUUUUUCUUUCAAGAUACCAAUCUGCAUACAACUGUGUGUAUGGAGUGUGUUAUUAUUUACAUUUCCUGUUAUUGCAUAUGUAACGGGAGUCGCAUUGAAAGUCUUAUAUGUUAUAUGGGCAUGUGCCUUAUUUUUCUUCUUGUCUGGUGUUUUUUCCAUGAUGCCAGCUGCAACAGGGACUAUAUUUGGUCCAGUAAAUUUAGCUGUCAACUAUGGAAUGGUUUAUCUCGGAUUUUCAUUUGGAUCAGUACUUUCUCUUGUGGUGAGUCUUUUCUGGAAAGCAUCUCCUGAAAUCUACUUUACGUUUCUGGAUGUGUAUGCUUAGUUAGUAAGUGAUAUAUUUUGCAAUCAUAGAAAUGUCAAAUUUUAAACUUCAUGAUAGAAAUGCUCAACGAAGCUCAAAUAAUUAAACUGAUCAAUAAAUCCUCCAAAAUUUUGAGUGUUGAGAUUUAUAUAAUCAGAUCAUUUUGGGCCACAAGGUGAUGUCAGAUGGAGAAUCAUCAUAAAAUCAGGUUGCCUUAGAUGUCUAAAACCAGAUUGCGGAUAUUUAACAGUGCGGCCCUUUAACCUUAUGCUUCAUUAACCCUGAGUCUUAUUAUUUAUCAGUAGUGGUCCAGAAUAUCGUAAUGUCAACAGAAUCUGGUGAUGACGAUUUCAUUUCCGUGAGUAGUUCAUACUG
This is a messenger RNA of Schistosoma guineensis, 1880 nucleotides long. Lineage: Eukaryota; Metazoa; Platyhelminthes; Trematoda; Strigeidida; Schistosomatidae. The record is from the annotation of a GenBank genome assembly.